Messenger RNA from Vigna umbellata (rice bean), 840 nucleotides. RefSeq names its product Stigma-specific Stig1 family protein (gene GRI). NCBI's taxonomy places the organism in Eukaryota, Viridiplantae, Streptophyta, Magnoliopsida, Fabales, Fabaceae. The record is from RefSeq and is a predicted model, not a curated record.
AAGUUUUCCCCUAAGAUCAUGGAGUAUUUCACGACAAACCACACUUUAAAUUGCUAACAUAUUCCCAUAAUCAUCAUCAAAAGCUCUAUUUACAGCAACCAUCAACCUAAAUUCACAUUCAUUAUUGACCAUGGCCAACACAAUCCUAAAGCUCACAACAUUUCUCCUUCUGCUGAUUUUUGCAACCCUGCACGAUUCUCAGUUUGGUUCUGCAAGCGGUGUAGAUGAUAAAAAUGAUCACGAGAGAAACGAAGAGGAGGAAGAAGACUAUGUUCUUGACAGCCCAAUAAGCCAUCUGGGACCAAGAAGCAGAUUCUUGGCGACCGUAAUAAAGAAAGGAAGACAGUGUAAUGUUGAGACUAAUAACAUCUGCAAUGGGGUUCGAGCAAACAAGGGGAGGGACCUACUUUACUGCUGCAAGAAACAUUGUCGCAAUGUUCUUAGUGACAAGAACAACUGCAAGGUGUGUGGCAACAAGUGCAAGCAGGGAGAAAGAUGCUGCGAUGGAGUUUGUACCAAUGUUUUGUCCAAUGCCAGUCACUGUGGCAAGUGCAAGAAGAAGUGUUCGUCUGGUGAUUCAUGUGGGAGUGGAGUUUGUGGGUAUGCUUGAAACCAAGUUAUUCACAAAGGUUAGCCGUUAUUGGUUAAAACCAUGAAGAACUCACCAAAAUUUGUGACUUUUAAUUACUUUCAAUCAAUGGGAGUGUCUUUCUAGCAUUUGAAAUCCCAUUGUGGUUUUGUUUUUUUUUAAUCACAUUUUUAGAUAAAACAUUGCAUUGAAUGUUCUAAUAUUGUUUCAAAUUACAUGUACACAUUUUAAUUUUGCUUUUAUUUGUUUAG